Xiphophorus maculatus (southern platyfish) is the source of this 6122-nucleotide messenger RNA. RefSeq names its product RAR related orphan receptor B (gene rorb). Gene Ontology annotation, biological process: regulation of transcription by RNA polymerase II. Gene Ontology annotation, molecular function: nuclear receptor activity; RNA polymerase II cis-regulatory region sequence-specific DNA binding; zinc ion binding. Lineage: Eukaryota; Metazoa; Chordata; Actinopteri; Cyprinodontiformes; Poeciliidae. Gene Ontology annotation, cellular component: nucleus. The transcript is spliced from 10 exons. The record is from RefSeq and is a predicted model, not a curated record. The coding region runs from base 441 to 1859 and encodes 472 amino acids.
GCUCCAGUCCAAUCCGGGCCGCCGGGUAAAGCCUCUCCUAUGCGCUCUCCCCUCCCUCAGCCCGCAGAAAACAGUGAAACCCUUCCAUAGAGGUGAGAGCGCAGAUGUCACGAGAAAAGCGGCCACACGACCAGAGCACACCGACCGACCUCAGCCCGCCUCCCUGCGCCCCGGUCUGGGAUGCCUUUUUAGCGCAGACACGCUUGCACUCAGGGCAGCCGCAGCAGCAGCAGCAGACGCAGCAGACGCAGCCAGUGGACGCUGACGCAGAUCAUCCACGCUAUUUUUUGCCGCCGCUGUUAUUUUUAACCAAGGAUCUUUGCCAACCCGCACACAGCACCGCACAGAAGCCCCCCUGUUUUUAAGUGUUUAUUUUUGUUUCUUCAUGACUGCUGCUUUGGGAAGCGAGCCUCAGCACCAGCUCCAGCAGCGCCAACACGAUGCGAGCCCAAAUCGAAGUUAUACCAUGCAAAAUCUGCGGAGACAAAUCGUCGGGUAUCCACUAUGGAGUCAUUACGUGUGAAGGCUGUAAGGGUUUCUUCAGACGGAGUCAGCAGAAUAAUGCCUCCUACUCCUGCCCCCGCCAGAGAAACUGCCUCAUCGACAGAACCAACCGCAACCGCUGCCAACACUGCCGUCUCCAGAAAUGUCUCGCCCUAGGAAUGUCCAGAGAUGCGGUGAAGUUUGGUCGCAUGUCCAAAAAGCAACGAGACAGCCUGUAUGCAGAAGUCCAGAAGCACCAGGCCCGGCUGCAGGAGCAGCGGCAACAGCAAACCGGAGAAGCUGAAGCUCUGGCUCGUGUUUAUUCCUCCAGCCUAACCAAUGGACUGUCCACCCUCAACCAUGAAAUUGGGGGCACGUAUGCCAACGGUCACGUCAUAGAGCUGCCCAAAGGUGGCCACGUCAACGGCGGAGGAGUCCCCGGCGGCUACUACGGCAUGGAUUCCACCCAGCCGUCUCCAGACCAGUCAGGUUUGGACAUGUCAGGCAUGAAGCACAUUAAGCAGGAGCCCGUUUACGACCUCACGCCUGUGCCAAACCUGUUCAGCUAUGGAGGCUACCAGGACAGCCAGUUUGGACCACAUAACGUCAGCAUGGGAGAGCUUGACCGGAUCGCUCAGAAUAUCAUCAAGUCGCACCUGGAAACAUGUCAGUACACAACAGAGGAGCUACAGCAGCUAGCCUGGCAGACGCAUUCCUAUGAAGAGGUCAAGAUGUACCAGAGCAAGCCACGGGACGUGCUGUGGCAACAGUGUGCCAUCCAGAUCACUCAUGCCAUCCAGUACGUGGUCGAGUUCGCCAAGCGCAUCUCAGGGUUCAUGGAGCUGUGCCAGAACGACCAGAUCCUCCUUCUGAAGUCAGGUUGUUUGGAGGUGGUCUUAGUGCGAAUGUGUAGAGCCUUCAACCCUCUUAACAACACUGUGCUCUUUGAGGGGAAGUACGGAGGAAUGCAGAUGUUUAAAUCUCUAGGUUGUGACGACUUAGUGAGCGCAGUGUUCGACUUUGCCAAGAGUUUGUGUUCACUGCAGCUAACAGAAGAGGAGAUUGCGCUUUUCUCAGCGGCUGUACUAAUUUCCACAGAUCGGCCGUGGCUGAUGGAGCCUCGAAAAGUCCAGAAGCUCCAGGAGAAGAUCUACUUUGCUCUACAGCACAUUAUGCAGAAGAACCACAUGGACGAAGAUGCACUAGCCAAGCUGAUCAGCCGGAUCCCAACACUGUCCGCCCUGUGUACGCUCCACACCGAGGAGCUUCAGGCAUUCCAGCAACUCCACCCAGAAACAGUGAACGUCCUCUUCCCUCCUCUCUACAAGGAACUGUUUAACCCCGACCCGAACUCUGCCAUGGCCAUGCCUAAGUGACCGCCUGUGGUCCGAAUGCAAUGAACAGCUGUCGAAAGAGGACCAAGAAAUUAUCUCAGCUUCGUCUGACGAGACGCUGGCGGAGGCGUCAACCGCGUCAUUCUGGCAACCACAGAUUUCUAAGCUCCCCCAGGCUCGUCUCAGGCUGGAGGGUGAGGAUUCGUCUACUAGAAACUUAAAGAGUUAACGCCAACAACACUAGGAAUGUCCUGCACUUAUCCCAUUCUGUUCACCGAUACAGUCUGAAGAAUGUAUAUACAAGUGAAGCGCGCCCCGAGCCACAACCUCAGAGGGGCUUCCACGUGUCUCCUGAACUGAACUGACUAGAAAUGUACAGACUUUCAAGACAACUCAAAACAGUUUUAAGCUGUCAAUUUUUAUUAUUAUUUAAAAAGGUGGGUAAAUUCAAUUGAUUUAAUCUUGAAAUAAAAUUAUUUUAUUUUUUUUCCCCAAUGAAAACAUUGCAAAUUUGGCGAAGCUGGAUGGGGGAGGGAACUGUGGAUUUAGAGAAGCUAUUGUAGAUAUUCUUCUAGUUGAGAGCGGAUUCCAGUAUUAUUUCUUGUUCUGUUAAAAUAAGUUAGUCCUAAUUUAAAUAUACAGCAGUCCAGAGAGGCUGACGAUACCUUGUCUAUGUGUUUUAUUUUAUUUGAUAGAUUCUUGUGUACAGAAUUUGUAAAGUUGAGGCUUGUAAAAGAAAACUGGGCAAAAACUGGGGGGCAAUUUUGGGUUUGUGGAUAUGCAGAAGCCUUGUCUGGAUUUUGUUCAUAUGUAUAGAAGGUGUUAUUGUCCUUCUCAUCAAAAGUUAUUGAAAUGUAAAAAGAGAAUAUGAAGGAUUUAAACAGAAAAUAAUGGCUACUACUUUCGAAGGUGAAGAUAUAUACAUAAAUGUUCUAUUUUGCAAGGAAAAGAAUCUGGCAGAUUUGCCGUCCUAUCAGUUGUUUAUUUCACGCUGCAAUAAUUAUGUCCAAUACUAGGUAGAUUGCUGUGGAACAAUCAAUCAGAAUGAACCAAUCAGAAACCAGGACCUCACAUUGAAGCUCACGCCGUCUCCUAACUUAGCCUGCUCUUAAAUAUGCCCAUCAGGACAUUCGCAGUAGGUUUUGGAAGACAUGAAUAGAUACAAGUCGAAGACAUGUCAUGCAUGUACUGAUGAUCCUUAACAAUGUGAAGAAAAAAAAUCCACACAAACUUGAAUUGAAAACACUUUUUGAUUACUGAAAUCUAGAUGGGUGCUGUACGCCCUCACCGUCCAAUUUGCACAAUCCAGCCCACGGAUAUCAGUGGGCUGCGAAUAUGUAGGACCCUUUUCUCUAGAAAGCAAUAACUUUCACACAGCACGUCUGGUCUUACCCCACUCCUUUCCCUCGUCUCGCACCCGUCUUCUGUCAACUGUUCAAGAACAGGGUAACAACUUUAAUAACUAAGGAUGCAAUAUGUCGUUUGCUCUUGAUCUCCAAUUAUGUCUCAGAAUCAUCUUGGUACGCAUUCCCCUGCUAACUGCUGUGUUAUGUAUGCAAUGUUAACAAAUGCAGCCGCCAAUGAUCUCAACACCACAUGUAGCUGAGCUUUAACGGUAGCCACUUUUAUAGAAAGUUGUGUUAGACAAUCACAUUUGUUUCUCCACCGAGUCAUUCCAAUAACUGUUAGCACUUAAACACUGUCCCUUUUUUUAGUAUUUAGUGUUUGGACACUGUAAAAUCACUCUGGGCUUGAGUCAGCCUUUAUCCUUGUGAAGGAACAAACUGAAGAGUCAAUACUACAUGUAUAAGCAGAAGGGCAUCUCAUGAGCCAUUGACCAAAAUGAUUCCCCCUUUACAGUGAGGGCUUACCCAACGUUGGGGUGGGAAAUUAUCAUGAGACCUGUUAUGAGAAAUCAAAUUUAGAAGUAAAAAUGAUACCAUAUUUAUGACAUAAAUGCUUCCCCUUUCAACUGUUAGUUUGGGUCUUAUCAGUUUUUAACUUGUGGGUUAAAAAAUAAAAAAAAACAACAAAAAAAAUCUUUGGGAACUACCAAAGCUCUAAACACUUACUGCUACAUUUAAUGCUCAUCUCCUUAAUAUAUAAUAAACAAAAUGACAAUCUAGCUCAACUGUUUUUUUUUUGUACCUCAUAUUUUGAUGCCAUGAUUAGUGGGCUGUGAUCUAGUGCUAUGAAGCACUCUAAAUGGGUUUCUCAUGCUUGAAAAUGUUGGGGUUUUUUAUUUGCACAGUGGCCAAAUCCUCCAGCGGAUGUAUCCAGGGACACAGUUAGACUUGUAAUCCAUCAGUUCAGCGUCAGUGACACUGGGAAUCAUUGUAUUGAAAUCCUUCUGUGCAUUUGUUUCCAUUAUAGCAGGGGGAAAAAAAACUGAGGAACACGGGUCAAUCAGCAAUCCGUUCCACCAUUAAUGGCAUUUUUCUUUAAACGCAGCGGCUUUCAUUGAACCCCACCCACAGAUCAGAGGCCAGUCACUCUUAAAGACAAUCACUUCGUAACGGCUCGAUGCACUACACAGCAUCUCUCAGGGAGCAGCUCUUUUUCUCACUUUGCAUUAAAAGAGGGUUUAAUAUUUUUGGAAAUUUACUGAAAUAAAUAAAUAAAACUUUAAAAGAAGAACUUUUUAGGAUUUUCAAAAAAUCUGCCCAGACAAGGCUUUGAUAGACUUAUGUCUACAUUUGUGCGUAUGUGUGUAGAGGAUGAAUUCACUGUCCGUGUUUUGUAGAGAGCCAGAGUUCAUGAUGAGCAAUAUUUACACCAUAAAUUGGGGGUGGAUAUGGAAAAAAAAAGUAAAAGAAUAAAAUAAAAACAUGGAACAUGUCACUGUGCUCUUGUCAUUGAGCUGCAAGCUCUUGCUUGCUGGUCUUAGGACAGUGGGUGAAGUCCACUGGUGGGACAGCGAUCCUGGGACAGUGAAUUCCAACUCUAAAGUUUUAGUGUGUUGUUUUUUUGUUGUUUUGUUUUGUUUUCCCUCGUUAGACUGUGAAUCAAAGGGGUGGAACUGGGGAGCCUUGAGGCGGGGCGGGAGGGAUGGUGAUGCGUUGGCAAGAACAUGUGGGAACCAACACUGUAAGUAAGAUACUGUAGCAAUAAGAACUGGAGGCAUUUACUACUGUCAUGUUUGCAUUGUAAGAUUAUUUUUAUGUUAUUACUAUUUACUAUUAUUAUUGUUCUUAUUAUGACUACUAUUCUUCUAUUACUAUUAGCCUAUUGUUGUUCUGUUCUAUUUGCAUGACGUUUCAUUGCAACGAAAUAUUCUGGGCUUAUUUGUGUUUCCUCCUCUCUUGAUGACGUGAGGGAGACGUUUGAAACGGUGGGUUAAGGGUUUAGGGCAAAUUUCACACCACUUUAUGAGUCAGUUCAAAACAAGUUUUUCACAUGCUGAAUUAUCUUUUUUUUUCAAUUUUAAAUAAAAUGUCUAAUUUAUAUGGAAACUAUUUGAAAUUUGUCAUUGGAAAUGAAAUGUUUUUCCCACCCUCUGAAUGUGCGGAUUACUACAAAUCAGUAAGUUAAUGAUCUUUUCUAAACUGGCCUUUUGGAAACCCUUCACCUGCAGUAAGCGAGUGAAGGGGGGCAACGUGGGAGGGGCCGGGGGAUUAUCUAUUCUGAAUGUUAUGGAGUAGCUUGUUCAGCAUGAGGGAGGAAAGGGGCUGAACACAUCACGCGCCUUUUACUGCUCCAUCAACACAGAAUGACAUCACCGAGCGCACAACAGCGGCCGUCGAGAGCUGCGCGGACAUUUUAUUACAGCCGAUUUCAAAACCACAUUUCAUACACUCAGUCAAAACCCACUCCAGACCUCCUCCUCCCUUUUAUGAAGAAAACGUAUGUGAGCUUGUGUGCCUGCGCUAGAGAAACGGAAGAGAGUGCGACCAUGUUCUGCUCUACCAAUGCUUUGUAAGACUUUCUUGAUGCAUUACAAUGUCUGUGCAAUUGGGAGUAGUUUUGAAAAUUGUUAAUUUAUUUUUUAGAAUGUUUUUUUUGUGUCCCAGCAAGAGCAAAAUGAAAAAAAUGUAGCAAUCUGUGUCUGGAAGCUGAAAGGUAUCCGGGCUGCAGAACCUCUUUUUACACAGAACUUAAAAUAAGAUAAAAAAAAUAAUGCCAACUUUAAAAAGUCUUUUUUGUUUUCAAAGUGCCAUAGUUAGUGAGGAGUUAAAGGAUUGGCAGUAUGGGGCAUAGAUGCUUUACUGUGUGAGUUUACAUGAGAAACCAAUAAUAAUAAUAAAAAAAAAACAAUAGGAGGGAACUCAGAGGAAAAUGUGUACUGAUGAAGCAUUUUUAUAUUUU